Messenger RNA from Anoplophora glabripennis (Asian longhorned beetle), 2356 nucleotides. RefSeq names its product nucleobindin-2. The coding region runs from base 208 to 2073 and encodes 621 amino acids. NCBI's taxonomy places the organism in Eukaryota, Metazoa, Arthropoda, Insecta, Coleoptera, Cerambycidae. The record is from RefSeq and is a predicted model, not a curated record. Gene Ontology annotation, cellular component: endoplasmic reticulum-Golgi intermediate compartment; extracellular exosome. Gene Ontology annotation, molecular function: calcium ion binding. The transcript is spliced from 4 exons.
UGUGACAAAGUUGACGUGUUCCUUGACUUGAAAGAUAUCAUUUUAUCAAAAUUAGUAAAUAAAAUAAAUUUAAAUUUUUUUACUACGAUUUGUAAUUUGUAAUGGUGUUAGUGUAAAAAUUUAUAUUUUGCAAAAUUAAUAGAUACGUAAUAUAAGAACAAGUGGGAAAACCGAACAAAACCGUAAUACAUAUUUAUCAGGUUUAACAUGCAGAAAUUUAUUGGAUUUACUUUAUUAUUGGCUAUUCUGCAGACAUGUUUUGCUCCACCAGUAACACAAAAUAAAAAAGAGGCUGAUGCAAAUGAAGAAGAUUCCAACAUAAAUGGUCUAGAAGACUACAUGGAAUAUCACAGAUAUCUCAAAGAAGUAGUUAAUGCUCUGGAAUCUGACCCCGAUUUUAGACAGAAACUUGAAAAGGCUGAUGAAAACGAAAUUAAAUCUGGUAAGAUUGCCGAAGAACUUGAAUUUGUGUCACAUCAUGUGAGAACUAGAUUAGAUGAAAUUAAAAGAAUAGAAUUGGAGCGGUUGAAAGAGCUUGCCGAGCAGAAGAAAAAAUUGGAAGACCCCAACUCUAUCGAUGAAGAUCCUGUUCAUCACCAUUUAGAUCAUGACAAUCCACAUACAUUUGAAAUCGAGGAUUUAAAAAAACUUAUUGCUAAAACCACUGCUGAUUUGGCUGAAGUUGAUAAGAAACGAAAGGAGCAAUUCAAGCAGUACGAGCUAGAAAAAGAGUAUAAGAAACAGGAAAAACUCAAUCAUACUAAUGGUGCAGAAAGGGAAAAAUUGGAAAAAGAAUAUCAGGAAAUGGAACAAAAACAUAAGAAGCACGAAAAAUUACACCAACCUGGACAUAAAGCUCAACUGGAAGAAGUUUGGGAGGAACAGGAUCAAAUGCAACAAGACUUCGACCCCAAAACCUUUUUCAUGUUACAUGACCUCGAUGGAAACGGCCUAUGGGAUCAAGACGAAGUCAAAUCCCUUUUUAUAAAGGAACUCGACAAGAUGUAUCAACAAGGAGCACCAGAAGACGAUAUGAGAGAACGUAUUGAAGAAAUGGAACGUAUGAGAGAAAGUGUAUUUAAGGAGAUGGAUACAAACCAUGAUGGAUUCAUCGAUUACAACGAAUUCUGGUCUCAAACGCAUUCAAGAGAUUUCAAUCAAGAUAAUGGAUGGCAAUCCCUCGACGAACAAAAGCCAUAUACCGACGAGGAAUUGGCCGAAUAUAUAAGGCAACACGAAGCAGCCAAUCAAAUAUAUCAAGGUCACCCCGGAGCUUAUCAGAUUCCGCCAGGUGGGUACCAACAAGUACCCCCAGGUGGAUACCAACAGGUACCGCCAGGCGGAUAUCAACAAGUGCCACCUGGAGGAUACCAACAGGUACCGCCUGGAGGUUACCAACAAGUACCACAUGGAGGGUACCAACAACCACCACCAGGGGGUUAUCAAGCUCCCCAAGGGUAUCAACCUCCCCCUCCAGCAGGAUAUCAGCCGGUUCCUCCAGGAGGCCAUCAACAAGCUCCUCCAAAUCAGCAAGUUCCUGGCGGAUACCAGCAGGUCCCUUCGGGUGGAUAUCACCCUAAUGCUGUUCCUCCUCAAGGACAGGUUAACGACGGACGAGUUCCGCAAAGUCCUCCACAGACCGGGCCAAUUUCUCAGCACGAUUUGAACACAAAUGAGGUACGCCCACAGCAGGGUCAAGCCAAUUACCAAAAUCAACAAGUCAAUCAACCGCCACCUGGUGGUCAAACAAAUUACCAAAAUCAACAAGUCAACCAACCGCCACCUGGUGGCCAAAUAAAUUACCAAAAUCAACAAGUAAACCAGCCGCCACCUGGUGGGCAAAAUCAACAAGUAAAUCACCAGCAGGCCGCUAAUCAGCAGCAAAAUACACAACAGCCUCAGCAAAACGUACAGCAACCCGUACAGAAUCAACCGCCUAUGGUCCAACAACCAGGACAGACAUAUCAGCAGCCACAGCAGAACAAUCAACAGCCACAGCAAAUUAAUCAGCAACAACAAAUUAACCAGCAACAGCAUCAACAACAAAACCAAGCUCCACCCAAUGUAGCAUAAAACAGAUAUUAUUUAUUAGAUUAAUUAAGGUAUAUUCAAUGUUCCAUGAUUCAGUUAGCAUUUAAGUAUUUUUUUUGCAAUUAAAAAUUUUCUUUUUGUAAGUUCGCAGAAAAUGCGUUUUUUCCAAAAAUGUGGCUGUGCCGUGUUUGUAUAAAUAAUUAUUUCAUGUGUAUAAAAUUGUACAUUAUUUAAUCCAGGAAUCUCACAGAUGCAAGCAUUUAACUAAAGAAGUGUAAAGAGCUAAAGUAUAUAAUAAUAAUAAAAACAUGCCUGUAAAAAUGUA